Formica exsecta is the source of this 1679-nucleotide messenger RNA. RefSeq lists its product as uncharacterized. The record is from RefSeq and is a predicted model, not a curated record. The transcript has 7 exons. Bases 240 to 1391 code for a protein of 383 amino acids. Lineage: Eukaryota; Metazoa; Arthropoda; Insecta; Hymenoptera; Formicidae.
CGAAUCGUUUGAUUGGUCAGAACGAUAGGGAGAAAGAUUUCUUUGCUCUGAUUGGACAAUUUAAUGCUACUCAACCCCACGAGUAGGAUUUCCGAACGCAUUCUUUAAUAGCAGAUUGCAGGUGACAUGUGUCUAUCUGUGUUUUUUUACUUCGUGCUUCUUCAUUGAUGCAAAAGGAACUUGUUGACAUACUGACAUAGAGGUUAACGAAACAAAGAUACGAUAAAAUUCGAUUUGAGAUGCAAACUACCAACGAAGAAAUAGAUGAAACCGGCAAGCUGCGAUCAAAUGACAAUAAUACGGUUGAAAAUGUCCGAGUAGAAUUGAGAGAAGCUACUUUGACAAAGAGAAAGCAGAAUCGUACGUCCGCGUGGAGUAAGAAUCGCAAAAACUUGGGGGAAUGUCCAGGGAAUGAACUGUUUUCGAUCGAGUAUGUUAUUGAGAGAGUAAAGCUUCUUAAGAAGAAAAGAAUAACUCUUGAAGAUUAUAGAUAUUUGCCUAAUGCUCUUAUCCAGUCGGAAGAAAAUAUUUAUGCAUUUUUAAGAGUAGAUCAAAGUUUAUCAGGCUUGAUACGUGAUCUGUCUGGCAACAAUUCAACUUUACAAUUAUAUGCAGCCAAUUGCUGCUGUAAUAUUGCUCUUGGAAAUACAAAAGCAUGUACAGCAUUGGGAAAAGCAAUUAUUCCAUAUCUACUUAUCGAACUAGAAAGCUUAAAUUAUAUAUUGCUGGAUGUAUGCAUUUGGACAAUUGGUAAUUUAGUUGCAGGAAGCAAUGUAGCUUUUUCGAUUUUACAUGCACAGCAUUGUUUGAAAUAUUUAAUUUUAUUGUUAUCCAAUUGUGAUGAUUCAAUACUUCCAUCUGUAAUAUAUGCACUUUUACAUUAUGUACACAUGGGUUUUUAUGAGAUAUCAAAAAGUGAUAUGGCACAGCUUGUUCAAGUUAUUAUAAAGCGAAAUUUCUUAUACGAGAAUCCAAAUUUUAUUUGGUUGUUAGCAUUGUUAUCCUCUUCAACAAUAUGCACGACAUAUUUGCACUCUAUUUUGCCACAAAUUGUUGAUCAUCUUUAUCUAUUAUUUUUUGGCUCAGAUGAAAUAGCUCAUGUCAACGAGAUUACAGCAUCUAUACGUAUACUAGGUAACACAUUGUAUAAUUCUUGCGAAGAUAAAACAGAUAUUCUUCUGAGGAACUCGAAAUACUCACAUGAGAACCUGUGUCUUUUAUUGAAUAAAUUAUUAUCACAUCAAUAUAUGCAUAUUAGAAGGGAAACCUUAUGGUUAAUAGGAAAUUUGUACAAUCACAGAUCACCUAGUGUUGGUAAAAAUAUAAGAGAUCUCAUAGCCUUUUUACCAGCACUGAAUCAGGCUUUUCCCUCAGUUGCUAAUUGUGCAUAAGUGAAUGUUAAAAGGAUGUCUUCUUUUUUCGGAAAGGUACAUUAUACAAUACUUUAAAGAAUGAUUUCUAAAGUAUGCAAUGCAAACAUAGAAAAAUAUAUUUACACUUUGAUUAUAUAAUUAUAUAAUUUUAUUAUAAUAAAGAAGACAGCUCCACAGAGAUUAUACUUAUAAGAUAUAAACGCGUUAAUUUAUAAAAUAUGUAACUGUUCUAUAUUGUGUUCACACAUACCUAUAAUGGUUACGAUAUUUACAUAUAAAAUAUAUGUGAAUGUGGCGGAUUUUCAA